This is a messenger RNA of Tarenaya hassleriana, 395 nucleotides long. RefSeq lists its product as uncharacterized. NCBI's taxonomy places the organism in Eukaryota, Viridiplantae, Streptophyta, Magnoliopsida, Brassicales, Cleomaceae. The transcript has 2 exons. Bases 48 to 263 code for a protein of 71 amino acids. The record is from RefSeq and is a predicted model, not a curated record.
UUCCACUUCUCGACCGAAGAAGACGAAGGUAGAGAGAGAAAGCAAAGAUGGGUGGAGGAAUGGAGACGAACAAGAACAGGUUCAUCGAGGAUUGGAGCUCGGCGAGGGAGAAUCUCGAGCACAACUUCCGUUGGACCCGUCGCAACCUCGCCCUCGUCGGAAUCUUCGGCAUCGCUCUCCCGAUCCUCGUCUAUAAGGGAAUCGUCCGAGAAUUCCAUAUGCAGGACGAGGACGCGGGCAGACCGUACAGGAAGUUCCUCUGAAUCUGCUCGCUGAGACAGGUCGAAUCCAUUAUCCUACAGCAUCUCGAUCUUCCUUGAAAUGUUCCCUCACUGUGAUUGUUUGCAAAUAAAAGCCGACUUCUUUAGCCUAAAUUCAUAUUACUCUUAUCAUGA